This is a messenger RNA of Penaeus indicus, 666 nucleotides long. RefSeq lists its product as uncharacterized. The transcript is spliced from 4 exons. The record is from RefSeq and is a predicted model, not a curated record. Lineage: Eukaryota; Metazoa; Arthropoda; Malacostraca; Decapoda; Penaeidae. Bases 1 to 666 code for a protein of 221 amino acids.
AUGCUCUGGGGCGAAAUUCCAUAUUCUCUAUGCGAGUUCGUCCAUGUUCAGAGAGACGAUGCCAGUUCAAAAGUCAGAAAUCAGGUGGACCUGUUACCUGGUCGAUGUGACGUCACAAAUCUGCGAGGCCCCGUCUACUCUCCCCUAAGUGGUGCGAAGGUCGGAGAGAGUAUUGUGUUCUUCCCCGAGAAUCGAGAGAUAUUCUAUGGGUCACGGUGUGAAACUGCGGUCAUAGAGCUUCCCUUGACGCCUCCACCGUCGCCUCCUGGGUCGCCGUUCGCGCCCUCGCCAGCGCCUCCCUGUGCCCCGGUCCCUCCUCCCACGCCCGCGCCCGCCCCUUCCCCAGCUCCUCUUCAAUGCAGGGUCUCCUCAGUCGCCCAUGAUAUCAUCCCGAUGCGCCCUUCCUCUCCUCCCGCGGUUCUCGUGGCCAUUUUAACUACGCCUCCUGCAGCUCCUCCUUCGCCCACGCCCUCCAACGCCCUUCCUCCUUCGCUGGCUUCAGGAGAGCUCCUUCCCUCCCGAAGGACGCCUCCACAGCUUCCCGCAACACCGUCUUCAAAGCGCUGUUGCAUGUCUCCGGCGGACGCGGCCGCCGUCGUCAACCUGGUGGCGAUGUUGAUGUUGUUCGUGGCUAUUAUGAUAUUUCUCAAGAAAAUCUACGGCUGA